Amborella trichopoda is the source of this 2173-nucleotide messenger RNA. RefSeq names its product putative leucine-rich repeat receptor-like protein kinase At1g68400. The record is from RefSeq and is a predicted model, not a curated record. Gene Ontology annotation, biological process: protein phosphorylation. Gene Ontology annotation, molecular function: ATP binding; protein kinase activity; protein binding. NCBI's taxonomy places the organism in Eukaryota, Viridiplantae, Streptophyta, Magnoliopsida, Amborellales, Amborellaceae.
AUGUGGCUGGUUCUUCUCUUCUUGGUCUUCCCUUUAUCACAAGGCAUUUCAAAUGUAGAUGACUUCUUACCGGUCGAGAGAGACGCAUUGAUAGAGCUAAGGGAAACUCUCAACUCUACGAUAAACCUCCACUCGAUAUGGACUGGACCCCCUUGUAUCAAGAACCAUAGCCGGUGGUUCGGGAUAAAUUGCUUGAACUGGCACGUUACGUCUCUAGUACUCGAAGGUGUGCAGCUCUCCGGCUCCUUAAAACCAGAUUCAUUCAAGAACCUCACAGCUUUAAGAAGACUCAGCUUCAAGAACAACUCUCUCUUUGGAACUCUCCCUAAUUUUUCAAACCACCCCUACCUCCAAUUCCUUCAAUUAUCUGAUAACCAAUUCUCUGGUCCCAUUCCUGGAAACUUUGCCGAGAUUCCACAGCUUUUUGAGCUACAAAUGGAGGGGAAUUCCCUAAAUGGAACGAUACCACCAUUUAAUCAGAGGACCCUCAAAAUCUUCAAUGUGUCAAACAAUUUGCUAGAGGGUCAGAUUCCAGGGACCCCGGUUCUUCAAUCAUUUCCUGUGAGUAGCUUUGUGGGAAAUCCCGGGCUUUGCGGGAAGCCUUUGUAUGAAACCUGUACUCCUUCUGCCCCAACAAUUCCCAUAACGGCUCCUCCUCUUUCUCCUUCCCUCCCUGGUCCACCUACUCCGUUUGUGCCUCCUUCGGAAGGACCGUCGAAGAGCUUCGAGGUAUGGGGAAUUGUUUUGAUUGUGGUCGCUGCAACGUUGGUUCCUUUGAGUGUGAUGCUUGUGUUCUUCUGCUAUUAUGGAAGGAUAUACCGAAAGAAAUCGUAUGGUGAAGAACAAGGGGAUUUGCCAAGGAAAGGAGAAGCAAAUUCUUCAAAGAGCAGUGGGGGGUGGGUGAACCCAGAGAAGGCAGUGGUGAUGGAGUUCUUCAACCAAGAAAGGCCGAUCUUCGAUCUAGACGAUCUGUUGCGAGCAUCUGCUGAAAUCAUGGGGAGGGGUAAGCUUGGAACAACAUACAAGGCAAUGCUAGAGACAGGUAGCACAGUAGUGGUGAAGAGAUUAAAGGAUAUGAAUGGCCUAAGCAAGAAGGAAUUCUUUCAACAAAUGCAGCUUCUAGGGAGGCUAAGCCACCCCAACCUUGUGGAGAUAAUCUCUUUCUAUUACUCCCAAGAUGAGAAGCUUGUAGUCUAUGAGUACCUCCCUAAUGGAAGCUUGUUUGAUCUUCUCCAUGGUAACAGAGGACCAGGACGCGUCCCUCUUCAAUGGGAGGAUCGUCUAAGGAUGGCAAAAGGCAUAGCCAAGGGCUUAGCCUACCUCCACCAAGCUUGCUCCUCCCACCGCCUCCCCCAUGCCAACCUCAAAUCCUCGAACAUCCUCCUCGCCCCCGACUACACCCCUAAGCUCACCGACCACGGUUUCGACCCCCUCCUCCCUUCUCGUAGAGCGUUUGACAAGCUAGCAGCUAGCAAGGCCCCCGAAAACGCAAAGUCCAAGAGACUCACCAACAAAACCGAUGUCUGGUGCUUCGGCAUUGUCUUACUCGAGUUAAUAUCCGGUCGAGUUCCUGGGCAGUUUACACUAGGCAACGAAAUUUCUAGUGAGGACGACUUGCCUGAAUGGGUUAGAUCAGUAGUUAACGAAGACUGGUCCACUGAUAUACUUGAUUUGGAGAUUUUGAAUGCAAAGAACGGGCAUGGAGAGAUGUUGAAGUUGACACAAAUUGCUCUUGAUUGCACGGUUUCGGCACUAGAGAAGAGGCCCAAGAUGGCUGAGGUUGUGAAGAGGAUAGAGGAGAUUCAGGAGGGCAAGGAAGGAGAAGGAGAGGCCCAAGACCAAGCCCAAUCUCGUUCUAGAGGUGGCCAAGGCAGUCAACAAUAAGACAUGAGAGAUGUUCGUGUAUUUGUUUUGGGGUUGUUAUUUAUUUUUUGUACAAGAAAGUCACAAUUAUUUAUAAAUUAUAACCAUAUGAUGUGAAAUUUGAUAGUUUGGGUGUAUCAAAGUUCAAAAUUUUUGAACUUUGAGUUUGGUCAAUGGAAUAAAUCCAACCACCCAAAUUCAUAUCUAAUGGUCAAGAUUAAUUGUGACCACCUUGUGCCUAAGGUAAAUAGCCUUUGUAUACUUUUCCAUUUGUUUUUGGGAGUGAAUAAUGUAGAACCCAUUAUUUUCA